AUGAGAUCUGCGUCUUAUACCCAGAAGAGUUUGCAAGUUAGCAGCUCCAGCGGCAGAGUUAGGGUUCAGAGCCCGUCUCCUUCCCGCUGCCGUGGAUCCUCGUAUGACAAUCGGGGGCGCUCUGGGUAUCGUGGAACUGCCGUUGAGUUGGGCACAGAGAUACACCAGCAACAUGCCAACGAGAAGGAGGAAAUGCAGGAACUCAAUGUUAAGUUUGCAGGAUACAUUGCAAAGGUCCAGGCGCUGGAGCAGAGAAACGCCUCUCUUCAAGCUGAGCUGGCUGCGCUGCAGAGCCGUUACAAAGGAAGCCCCACAGGCAUCGGAGAAGAAUAUGAUCUCAAGUUCAGGGAGUUGCGGGAGCUGAUCGAGACCCUGACUAAUGAGAAGGGAGCGGCUGAUAUUGAACGAGGCUACAUUGAAGAGGAGGUUGAAGUGUGGAAACUAAAGCUGGAGGAGGAGCUGGCUCUCAAAGAAGAAGCAGAAAUGAUUCUGAGGGAAUUUCGUCAGGAUGUUGAUAAUGCCACACUGCAGAAGGCCGAGCUCGAGAAGCGCAUAGAACAACUGGUGGCCGAGAUAGAGUUUCUAAAGAAGCUGCACGACGAAGAGGUGGCUGAUCUCAUGAAGCAGAUUGAGGAUUCAAAGAUUACAGCUGAGCUGGAUGGCGAUCGUCCUGAUCUGGCUGCUUAUCUGCGCAACAUGCGUGCAGAGAUUGAAGCUGUUGCCGCCCGCAAUGUCCAGGAAGCUGAGAAGUGGUACAAGAGCAAGUUUGACACACUCAAACAGCAUGCAGGCAAACAUGAAGAACAGAUGAAGACCAUGAAAGACGAGAUUACGACCUUCCAUAAUCAGGUGACCGACCUGCAGAACCAGAUUGAUGGCCUGAGGGCUCGCAAUGCCGCCCUGGAGCAUCAGCUGGAGGAAAUGGAGAUCUCCCACAUGGAAAAGGUGGGGACUCUAGAGAGUGUCAUUGCUCAGCUGGAGGCCCAGCUCUGUGAAACCAAACUGGAGAUGACCAAGUAUCUUCAAGAUUACCAGGAACUGCUGCACAUUAAGCUCAAGCUGGAUGCAGAGAUUGCAACCUACAGGAAGCUGCUGGAAGGAGAGGAACAGAGGCUUGGAAUUACCAAAGAUGUCUAAAUAUCCAGAAUGAGGGUAGUGGCAAGUCCAGAACAGUCACAAAGAAGACCUGCAGUGCAUCAU
Molecule: messenger RNA, 1200 nt
Organism: Melanotaenia boesemani (Boeseman's rainbowfish)
Lineage: Eukaryota; Metazoa; Chordata; Actinopteri; Atheriniformes; Melanotaeniidae
Product: desmin-like
Exons: 1
Coding region: 1-1137 (378 amino acids)
Biological process (GO): intermediate filament organization
Cellular component (GO): intermediate filament; plasma membrane; axon
Molecular function (GO): structural constituent of cytoskeleton
Source: RefSeq, a predicted model, not a curated record